Molecule: messenger RNA, 1755 nt
Organism: Leucoraja erinaceus (little skate)
Lineage: Eukaryota; Metazoa; Chordata; Chondrichthyes; Rajiformes; Rajidae
Product: inter-alpha-trypsin inhibitor heavy chain H2-like
Exons: 4
Coding region: 253-753 (166 amino acids)
Source: RefSeq, a predicted model, not a curated record
GGAGUUUGUGGGCGUGGUCUAUGUUGCUCCUGGACCGCACCCAGGACGGACAUGGCACAGACCACUCUUUGGACGAGUCAGGUUGCACAAUUUGUUUGCAACAUCCGUGUUUGCUGAUGUAUUGCAUAACCUAGUGGGUCAGCAAUAUGUAUUCAUUGUAGGAGGAGGAUCAAUGCAACAAUUGCUUAUUAACAGAUCUCAGAAUAAAACCAGGCUCCCUGCAACUUGUUGGACAAGCACGCAUUGUUGAAAAUGAAAACAAUGUUGUCCUUCCUUUUGCUCAUUUCUAUUCCAAUAUUAAUAUCUUCUGAAUUCAUUUUAACCGAAUCAGAGCAGCCUCAGAAUGAUUAUGUCGAUACUCAGACAAAUAUUCUUCGUCCGAGAACAUUGAAGAAGAGAAGUAUCGACACUCAUGGCACAGAACCUCUGAGGGAGCUUGAAAUCUACGGCAUGAAGAUUGAUUCCAAAGUCACGUCUCGAUUUGCUCACAAUGUGAUAAUUAGCCGAGUGGUGAAUCGAGCCAAUGUUUCGAAGGAAGCCUUCUUUGAAAUCGAGCUGCCCAAAACGGCCUUCAUCAGUAACUUCAGCAUGUACGUAUCAGCUGCAUUAUUCCCUCUAAAUAAUUAUUUAGAUUUAGGUUUAUUAUUGUUACGUGUAUUGAGGUAUAGUGAAAAACAUUGUUUCACAUGCUAUCCAUUUAGAUCAGAUAAUUCUAUACAUCAAUUUCUUGGAGCGCAGGAAGAUGAGGGUUGAGCUUAUAGAGGUGUACAACAUUUUGAGAGGAAUAGAUCGGGCGGACGAGUCUGUUGCCCAGAGUUGGGGAAUUGAGAAUCAGGGGUUAAAGUGAGGGGGGAAAGAUUUAAUAGGAACCUGAGGGGGGAACUUUUUCACACAAAGGGUGGUGGGUGUAUGGAACAAGCUGCCAGAGGAGGUAGCUGAGGCAGGUACUAUCGCAAUGUUUAUGAGGUACUUGCAUAGGACAGGCAUAGAGGGAAAUUGGCGAAACGCAGGCGGGUGAUUGUAGAGUAGAUGGGACAUGUUGGUUGGUGUGGGCAAGUUGAGCUGAAGGGCCUGCUUCCAUACUGUGUCACUCUAUGACUCUAAUACAAUCAAAUCAGAUACAAGUACAAUAGAUAGACCAAAGGGGAUAAUGCAGAGUGCAGAAUAUAUUUCUUAGCAUUGUAGCGCACCAGUUAACAUAAAAGGGCUCCUCUGUGUAGCAAUGUUACAAAAUUUUGAGAUUUAAAAAAUCAAGUCUGCAAUUUAUCCCAUCAGACAAAGCAUAAAAAUAAGUUUAAUUUGACACCAAAUUCACUUUCAUAUCUUCAGUAUUAAAAAGGUUAUGGCCAUUUUCAUACUGAAAUUAGCAACUUGUUCCCAAUUGCUUUUCCAUAACACCAAAGCUGUGAUCGAGGACAGUCAAAAGCCCAUAACUUUCUUAAAAAUUAAGAGAACUGAAUGAAAUUUUCAGCUAUUAUAGAUUGAAGCAUUCUGAAACAAAUAUGAAACAAUCUUACUUGGAUGACCUGAAAUUAAAGCCUAUAAUUAGUUAGAAACAUAGAAACAUAGAAAAUAGGUGCAGGAGUAGGCCAUUCGGCCCUUCGAGCCUGCACCGCCAUUCAAUAUGAUCAUAGCUGAUCAUCCAACUCAGUGUCCUGUACUUGCCUUCUCUCCAUACCCCCUGAUACCUUUAGCCACAUCUAACUCCCUCUUAAAUAUAGCCAAUUAACUGGCUUCAACUACCUUCUUAUUUAU